AUGGUGGACCCUUCGGAGGCAGAGGAGCAGACCAAGUGCAAGAGCCCGAGCGUGGCAGCUGAGGACCCCCGUGUCACCGACCAAAACACAGACGACGGCGAUGGGACCGCGGAGGAGGAUGGCGACGCCUGCUUCCAAACUCCACCCACUGGCAGCGCCGAACCGAGCCCCUGUCAUACCAUAUCCAUCCCGGAAACCCCUUCGCCUCAAAUUGUCCCUUCGCCACAACCUCCACCUCAGGCUGAGCGGGAUUUAGCACCCAAACUGCACUUGGAUCUGUACAAUUUCGACUCGCCAGCUGCGGAGGGGAGCCGAUAUGUUUUGACCAGUCCACGAUCUCUGGAAGCAUGUGCAAGAUGUGGAGUGAAGCCGGUGGAGCUGUUGCCGCGGCCUUUGUCCGAUUUUGCCAGAGAAGCUCCCGGGAGGUCCAUGCGGGUAGCCACAGGAUUGUUUGAGGUCUAUGAACGAGAGAGGCACGCCAAGCUGAGGCAGUGCAGAGAGGAGAGAGAGAGGAUAGUGAGAGAGGAGAAGCGCAGGAUUUUACAAGCAGCGGUUAAUAGUAACGUUUCACCUUCACUGGAGCACAAAGCAUCACCUCCAAAAACAGUUUCAGUUAUUGCACCUUCAGACAGUGGACCAACCUCAAAAGCAACAACUCAAGCUCCGAAAUCCACUCUUUUGUCCAAACCUUCCAUCAGCAAUCUUAGCACUUCCCCAAAAUUGACCCAAAAUGGUUCUUCCAAAAUUGGAUCUACAAGCUCCCUGGCAUCUUCAAAGGGAGGAUUUCAAGGAUCUAGGACCAAAUCUACAGAGCAAGUCAGACUGACUCGGCAAGGAUCUUCAGGUCCUCCUCCUGUUUCAAGGAAGUCCUCUGGGGGCAAACCUCCAAAUACUUUUCCUCGAUCAACCCCCAAGCCGCCUGCGUUUCCUAGAGCUAACACUACGCUAGCAUCGUCUGUGUGUAAACCAGUGACCACUCAACCUAAUGGGGUAAUAGGAGGACACUUUGGGCAGCAUAAUGGACAUUUUAAAGUGAGAGGUAAAAGCCAUUCGCUAGAGUCGUUACAAAGGAAAAUAGAUCCAAUUUACUCAUCGGCAUCUACUAACACUACAAACACAUGCACCUCUUCAGAAUCAGGGGCUUCUUCUUCCUAUAGUUGGGACGGUACCAGAGAUCAUUGGGCAAAGGUUUCCAGUCCUAGAGCACGUACUCUAGCAACAUUCAAUUCUCUAAUGGGACGAAGUUUAAGUCUGGGAGAUCUGAGCCACUCUCCCCAGACAACUCAAAAGGUAGAGCGAAUUGUAAAGGAGGUGAAAAGAAGGGGACUCAAAGCUGUUUCGGAGCGGGACAGGAAGAUAGCGGCGUUGAUGCUUGCUCGAUAUCAAGAAGAAGACAUAAUGAGUCAAACCAGAUUCGUGGCGCAUCUUCAGUGGGACAGUGAAAAGAGGAUGGAGGAGUUUCGUAGAGAGCAGGAGGAAAGGGAGAAGCAAAAAGCAGUGCAACAAUGUCAGAGAGUUUGGCAAAAUCAAAUAUCUAUACGGCAACAACGACUUAGCCAGCAAGAACGUGAGGUUGCAGAGGCCAAGCUCAAACAGGUUGAGGAAAAUGAGGAGAAGUGGAAGGAGUUAGCCGAGCAACAAGAGAAAAAUCGGUUGCUGAAGUUGCAGCAAGCUGCCAGAGAGGAAAAGCAUAAGAAAGUAUUGCAGGAGCAGAAUCUAAAGGCAAUAGAGGAGGAGCGGGCAGCGGUGUUGGAACAGGAGAGGCUACUGUUGAAAGAGAAGCUAACUAUGGCAGAACUAAAAAGGCAAGAGAAGGAACACCAAGCCCAAGAAGAGAGACGAGGUUUGAAUAAGGCGGAGAGGAGAAGACAUGCAGCUAUCAUCCAAGAGAUCGCACGUAGAGAGGAGGAGGAGAGGGAGGAGGCCAGGAGGCAGGCUGAGGAGAAGCUCAACCGAUCGCUGGAAAAAUACGAACAGAUUGUGGAACGUAGGGGGCAGGAGAUGAAGGAGAAAGCGAAGCGAGAAGAGAAGCAGAUCCAGAAAGCACGCAAAGCUGCAGAGAGGCGUGAGAAAAUUCAACAGCAGCAGUUUGUAGCCAAGGUUAAAGAAGCAGAAAAGAGGGCCCAACAUGCAGCAUUAGUGGUGGAGGAGAGAGCAAAGGAGAAGGCACAAAAGGCAGUUCAAAGUAGACAGGAAAAGGAGAGAUUACAGAAACUUAACAGGCAAAGAGUGGAGGAGGAGGAGAGACAGAGGAGGUUGGAGCUCAUGCAGUCCAUUGAGAGAAAACUGGAGAAAAGCGAGCAGAUUUUCAAGGAGAAGAAGGCGGUUUUGGAGAGCGCCCGGUCUGUAGCACGAGCAUCUUUUCACGUGAGGGACAAAGUGAGAGAGGAGACCAACAUGCGUACGUUUGACAAAAUGGCUCUAGAGGCACAGCUCAAAGCGAGUCUGGAUGAGAAAUAA
Boleophthalmus pectinirostris (great blue-spotted mudskipper) is the source of this 2460-nucleotide messenger RNA. It is a transcript of the gene ccdc177, whose product is annotated as coiled-coil domain containing 177. The record is from RefSeq and is a predicted model, not a curated record. The transcript has a single exon. NCBI's taxonomy places the organism in Eukaryota, Metazoa, Chordata, Actinopteri, Gobiiformes, Gobiidae. The coding region runs from base 1 to 2460 and encodes 819 amino acids.